ACAACACACCUCCAAUCGGCUCCGUUAGCACCAACCAGUCAGCCAGCACACACCACCAUCAGCACCGAAAGUGAUGCCAUUGAUUCAGUCGCUAUUUCGCCAGUGCUCGGAUGACACGUAGUUGAGCAAAUCUCCGUACAACGACCGCGAACUCCGCCAAUUCAAAGAAUCGCCCUAUCCAAGUGACCCGCGCGAAUGUUGUUUUAUUCCAUCUGCACUGUGAUUUUGAUUUAGAAACGUCAGGACUACCAGCCGUACGAGCAAGGUACGAUAACAGGGAAGAAAUUGGACUGCGGUGUUGGCGAAGGGCGGCUUUACGACGGCUACCUGUAGAUUUUCGAGGGCAAGGCGCCCGGUCAGGUCAGGUUAGGUUGUCAACGGUGCUACACAACAGCAGCAGUGACCCGUGGUUUGGUGCGCGACUGCAUAAAUAAAGCAACUUGUUUUAUGCUAAUCGAAUCGGAGACGCUGAUGAAUGGACCUGCAACGGUAGUGCACCUGUGACAUGCAAUUGUGCAAUUUUUUGCAAUAAGCGAAUAAAUAGAAGAUUGAAAAAAGUUAAACGGUGGCCUAGUGCUUUGUAAUAGGUUAAUUAUCAGUGCAAUCUAGUGCUUGAACUGUGCCUGUAGCUGCCAAGUGAUACAAAAAGCGUCCUACCGUCAGAUGCGACCAAACCUUUAGAAUUACAUAAAGUGGCAUACGAGUUAAUUGCGUGACUUGGCAAGUGAUCCAAGUUUCGUACAUUCGUUCGAAAGUGUGUUGGCGCCAUUUCAGCCGGUAACUUUAUUUUUGCUUUCGAGGUGCUGCUGCUGCGUACUCUGGACCGUAACCUGCAACAGCUCAGCUCAGCUCAGUAGGGCGGCAAGACUUGUCUUUUCCAGUUCCAGUUCAGCGAGCCGUUGAAUCAAAGUCAGAAGUUGCUACCACGAAACCUGCAAACUCAUCGUUUCAACCUUAAAAAUCAAAGCACCGAGCGACCUUUGCUCAGCAAUCAGCUGUCUCGAAUUGGAAAGUGUUUGUGUGUGUGUGUAUGAUUUUUUUGCCAGGUUGCAAAAUAUAAUCAGCUAAAAGUAGAAAAGAAAAAGUUGAGCUCCAAUCCGUCGAUUAGCAAUAAUAAGCUCAAACGACAAAGCGAUAACGCGAGGGGAAAUUCCAGCUGAAUUUUCGACAAGCGGGUGGAUUAUUUUUAACGAGCGUGAUUGAACGUUGCAUGGACGGUAUGACUAUUUCAGCCAUUCCCCCGCAGGAACCAAUCUGGUGCCUAGAGCGGCGUGACUCGGGCCACCUGUUCUGGCGACGGGAAUCAUCCAAGGUCAAAUUCCGUUACGACGUCGAAGUGCUCGAAUUUACCCGGGAUCCCGGCGAGGAUCAACUACUGAUCACGGACAGUGAACUGAAGGAGAAGAACGAACGGCACCUGUCCAACAUGAUUGUGGUGUGUGCAACCUGCGUGGCAGCUAUUGCAGUGACCGUGGUGUUACCCUGGUUCCUGAUAGGGUCGACGUAGGGCAGAAUGGCCUUUACUCGACUAGCAGCACCAGAUUAGCCGGUACAAAGGCUACGAGCUGGAUGGGUCACCCAGACGAAUAUUAUUUCAGAUAUUAAUUCUUAGGUAUUAUUGUUCGACUCGGUGCAAACACGCACACAGACAACGGGACCAAGUAGGGUCAAAGUCGAUUUACUUUUUACGGCUUGAGCCACUUUUAUACACUAUGAGUUUUCAUAAGCGCACACGUAUUUGUAUGUAUCUCGACGGUGUGAAGGGCAGGGCAGGCGGCGAGGAGCGCUCUUAUCUCUGCUGAUGGAAUCAAUUAGUUUUAGUUGUAAGACAGCGAAGAUUGAUGGCGGGGUUGUACAUAUUUGUUACGAGAAGUGAACUACGAAGCUGUUACCUAGAUUUAAGUCACACGAGUUGCCUUGUGGAAAAAUAUAUUUACAAAUUUCGUAGGUCGACUAAAAUUUGAGAAUUUAUCGUCUGGAAAUGCAUGUUACUGAACAGUUUGAAGUCAAAGACAAAGUUUACUGAUUCUUCUAAAAUUAUCGCUUCUACCAAAAGCGGACGCACGGUUGUUUUUCGUCUGAUGAAGGACCACGCUGCCUCCUCCUGUUUACGCUUGGCAAACUAUGAUGCUCCCCGGACGAAUCAUUUCAAUCAACCCGAACAAUUCCUUUCUCCAAUAAAUCACUCAACCAGUUCCAGACCGUUCAGCCAACAUGCCAGAACCGAACCAAUGAAUAUCGAACCGCGAAAAAUAGCUUAGUGGUGUACAGAGAUAAAUCACAGUAAACACACAAAUAUUUUUAGCGAAAUUUUCCUCCCUGUCAAUGUCGAAAAGUAGAAAUUUGGCAAACCACAGGCCCGUGCGGGGCGCCAUCCAUUACGGAACAAAGAACGACACACGUUUAACGUUCAACGAAAUGCUUGCGGCAGUGGCGAUUAGUCGGCGUUGGGAGAGUUUACGGAAGCGAUCGGUGUUCAAUAUUCGGCCUCCAACGAUGUCGCGCGAAAAAAAUGGUCCCGCGCCAUUGAACCCCACCAUCGAGGUGCUACUGCGGGGACGAAUUGCAAGUUCGCCCGACGCAUCUUUGUGAAAAGUAAAGAAGAAGCCAUUUCAGGAGCGCCCCACGAUUCAACUGGCACGUAGGUAUGCGUACAUUUGUAAAUAUGUACACGAGUUCCGGGAAUAGGAGAUUUAUGUUUAUUUGCUCGUAUAUAGUUAUUGUUGUUUGUAAAUGGGUAGACUGAUAUUUUUCCGAAAUUUUCGUAACCACUUCUUACUUCUAACAGAGGAAUGUGAGACAGUUUUCCCCUUCUCGAAGGAAUCAGCAUUUUUCAGCUGAUGUAAAUAUUGACAUGUAUGGUGAAAGGCAAAUGUGGAGUGAAUGAGCGAAACUGAACUGAUCUGUGUGGCGAUUUAUGAUUUCUGUAUUGGCUAUAUCUAGGGAAUAUUUUGGAUGUUAAUAUUUUCUGUUGUUUCUUCAUAUGAUGAAGAAAGUGGCGUGAUAUUGAACGCUGAAGUUCGAAUAGGAUUAGGUGGCAUAUUUGUAAAGUGAUAAUAGUAUUUAGCAGAAGCAUGGAUAGAUUGUAAUUAAACGACUACGAUACGA
Topomyia yanbarensis is the source of this 3108-nucleotide messenger RNA. RefSeq lists its product as uncharacterized. NCBI's taxonomy places the organism in Eukaryota, Metazoa, Arthropoda, Insecta, Diptera, Culicidae. The coding region runs from base 1211 to 1507 and encodes 98 amino acids. The transcript has 3 exons. The record is from RefSeq and is a predicted model, not a curated record.